Heterobasidion irregulare TC 32-1 is the source of this 1083-nucleotide messenger RNA. RefSeq lists its product as uncharacterized. The transcript is spliced from 2 exons. The coding region runs from base 1 to 1083 and encodes 360 amino acids. NCBI's taxonomy places the organism in Eukaryota, Fungi, Basidiomycota, Agaricomycetes, Russulales, Bondarzewiaceae. The record is from RefSeq and is a predicted model, not a curated record.
AUGACUUUCCCGUAUGAAGCUUUCCAGCUGGAAGAGGUUGCUCCCUUGGCGUGGCAAAGACACCUCGUCCUUGCCAAUUGCAGUGUGGCCCUCCCCUACGCCAACCGAGCCUUUGCCGAGGGCCAUCCAUCGCUACAAGAAAUGGCUUCAGAUCGCUACGUAUCAGGGGUAUGGUCUCGUUUGAAAGGGAGAUCUACGCAUUGCCCUUACGCCCUUACCUUCCUCCUGCCACAGGGCACAUCGGUCGUACCCUCUGGACCAAACCAGUGGACGGAUGCCCCAUCCUACCCAGAGUCCGUCCACGCAUGGGCGUACCCGGUGCACGUCGUCUCUGUUGGCGACUACACAUCUCUUCAGUGGAUGCUGCCAACUGGGGGGAUCGUCUACCCAGCAGCACAGGUGAUGUGUGGUCUGUCAAGCGCCCAGGAGAGUCCGGCGGCCCCAUACUAUCCGCCACCCGAUUGCACACCUCCACACGCGGGGUUUACUACGGGAGCAGCAGUCGACAUCCUCACCCUACGGACGCGCGCCAUCGUCUGUGAUACGCCGCUGCACAUGCCUACGCCGCGGAGGGUUACAAUCAAUGGGUCCCUGGCAAGGCUCGUACCAUCCCGGCCGCGAUGGCGGCCGACCCCAGCGGAGCUGGAGGACAAAUUCACGGGUGCGGCAGCGGUCUCCACCCCAGCAUCCGAUCACCCACCAAGCGCUGAGGGUUGCUUCGAGGGCAUUGCCCUCAACAAGACAACUCUGAAAUCAAGAACGCCGAUUCAUAGGAAUUGUCCUGUGAACGGUGACAUUCCCGAGGCUAUCAAAGUGUCUGUCCAAGAGCCCGCCCCCAAGCAACCUAAGCGGGCUCGAGCGCCAAAGAAAGCUCGCGGACAGACCGAGUAUGGCACCACAAAGUAUAAUUGCGAUGAAUGCCUGAUCGGGUUUCGACGCCCUCACGAACAGAAGCGUCAUAUGCGUGAAACGAUCGCGCAUUCUCGGCCCACCAAGCGAUGCGACGCUUGCGGGAACAAGUACUUGCGCACAGACGCGCUGAGAGCGCACAAGAGGAGCAAGCACGGUGCGCGGCAGAUCUAG